Molecule: messenger RNA, 2725 nt
Organism: Macadamia integrifolia
Lineage: Eukaryota; Viridiplantae; Streptophyta; Magnoliopsida; Proteales; Proteaceae
Exons: 14
Coding region: 428-2338 (636 amino acids)
Biological process (GO): peptidyl-lysine monomethylation
Cellular component (GO): nucleus
Molecular function (GO): protein-lysine N-methyltransferase activity; protein binding
Source: RefSeq, a predicted model, not a curated record
AAAUACCCAGAGAAGUAGUGAGGGUGACGGAAGAGUCGUCUUCCGGAAGAACCAAAAGACCAGAAGGCUGAGGCCCUGAUUCGAACAAAUAGAACCGGGCUCAGAUAAUUUGGUCCAAGCCGGUCCGUACCAGUUGCAUAGACCCAUUUAUGAUUUAACAGUCUACAUGAACCCUGAUUUUCCUCCAACUUUGUGAGUUGAUCUCCCCUCUCUGCUUCCAUAGUUCCAUUCUUCCAGCUUCAUUUCUGCGUUCUCUUUGUAUUCUAAAUUUUCCAGCUUCUGAUUUGGUCGGAGCAUUGAGGGUCUCUGGGUAACUAUUUUGGCAUUAUCUCUUUCUUCCUUCACUUUUUCUUUCCUCUGGCUUUGAGUGGAAGUUCUGGGCUCCGUAAAGUGAAGUGGGUCUCAUUCGCGAAAGGAAACAGAAAGAAUGACUGGGAAGAGUUCACCACAUUUAUCUGUUGAGACAAAAAGUGACGAUGGCUAUUCAUUAGUUUUUAAACUCUCUGAGGAUGAUCCUUUGGUUGAGAAGAAGAAGAGAUUACUACCAAAGAAUGGUUAUGAAUCUGAGAUAAGGGUAUUCCUUUCAAGGUUCGAAUCAUCAGAAUGGGCAAAAUAUACAUUGCAAGAAGCUCUUCGGUUUGCAAGAAUCAUACACUUGGAUGAGACUGAACUUUACUUUGGUAGAGUUGAUCAACCACUGGAAUAUUACAGCCCUAAGAAUGAGCUGGAGUCACUCAACUCAAUCCUCUCACAAAUUGAUAACUUACUUUCAAGUUCUGCGCAUAAGAGAACUGGUAAUCUCCAUGAAUUACAUGAUGUAACUGUUGAUAUGAUAAGAGAUUUUGGGGACAAGAACUGUGAAGAAGUAAAGACUGAAAAGUGUAGCUGUGGUCCCGAGGAGACAUUAUUAGAGUGGGGUAAAAAAAAUGGUGCGAGAACGAGGUUGCAGAUUGCUCAUGUUGAAGGAGCGGGAAGAGGAGUGGUAGCAUCAGAAGAUCUAAAAAUUGGUGAUUCUUCUUUAGAAAUCCCUGAAUCUAUGAUCAUCUGUGAGGAGGUUGUUUAUGAAUCUGACAUGUUUCAUAUAUUGAAAAACAUCGACAACAUCACAACUGAGAAAAUGUUAUUGUUGUGGAGCAUGAAGGAGAGGUACUAUUCUGAUUCCAAAUUCAAGAUAUAUUUUGAGACAUUACCUGGAGCAUUUAAUACAGGUUUAAACUUUGGAAUCGAUGCACUUACUGCAUUAGAGGGAACAAUGUUGUUUGACGAGAUAAUGCACGCAAAAGAGCACUUGCGCAUACAAUAUGAGGAUUUGUUUCCCAUCUUAAGCAGUUUCCAUCCUGAUGUAUUUCCUCCAGAACUAUAUACAUGGGAGCAAUUCCUUUGGGCCUGUGAGCUCUGGUACUCAAAUGGCAUGGAAGUUAUUUUUACUGAUGGAAAGUUGAGGACAUGCUUGGUUCCUCUUGCAGGCCUUUUUAAUCAUUCGCUGUGCCCACAUAUACUGCAUUAUGGAAAAGUAGAUUCAGCAACAAAAUCCUUAAAAUUUUCUCUUUCAAGACCUUGUAGAGAAGGAGAACAAUGCUAUCUUAGCUAUGGGAACUUUUCUAGUUCUCAUCUUCUUACUUUCUAUGGUUUUCUUCCAAAUAGUGACAACCCCAAUGAUGUCAUUCAACUGGAUAUUGAUGACCAAAAUGCAGAUGAUUCCAGGCGCCUUUUGUCUGAUUGGACCACUCAUAUGGUGCGGGGGACAUGGUUGUCAACUAUUCAUGAUUUCUUCUAUUAUGGGUUGCCACCUCCAUUGUUAGAUCAUCUUCGUGGGACUAUUGAUGAUGAUAAGAUGCAUCCAAAGGCCUAUAAAAACUUGAGGAAUGAGGUGGAAGUCCUCAACAUGCUCAUAUCCAUCUUCAGUCCGAUGAUGGACGAAUUCGCUGAUCCGGAAGAUAUCAUUAGAGAGAAUCUGAACUGGGAUUUAAAGCUGGCAUUGGAUUAUAAAGAUCUCCAGAGGAGGAUCAUAUCUUCAGUUUUGGACUCGUGUUCUGCUGGUCUUGAAUUGUUGAACAACCAAUUAAGUAAGAGACCCAAUCCGAACUAUUUGUGCACACAGAAAAACUUGAGGAAUGAGGUGGAAGUCCUCAACAUGCUCAUAUCCAUCUUCAGUCCGAUGAUGGACGAAUUCGCUGAUCCGGAAGAUAUCAUUAGAGAGAAUCUGAACUGGGAUUUAAAGCUGGCAUUGGAUUAUAAAGAUCUCCAGAGGAGGAUCAUAUCUUCAGUUUUGGACUCGUGUUCUGCUGGUCUUGAAUUGUUGAACAACCAAUUAAGUAAGAGACCCAAUCCGAACUAGCUGAGGAGAGAAGUCAGUAAGAUGUUUAAGUAUGUGGCCCCCACUCCAGAGCUGGAAAACUGAUCUUCCCAAUGUAAAUCAAUGCUUUUUGUAUUGCAUCUUCCCCUAUCAUCCGUAAACUAACCCACCCCCACCCCAAAAAAAAAAAAAAAAAAUGAAUAGUACAUGAGGCAAGAGAUUGCUGUCUGGUCUUAUGGUCCCCGCAUCAGCAUGGAGCCAAUGAAAACACAAGCAGGGUCAUCAACAUGAAUGAGGAUUUUUUAUUUCACAAGGGUUGAGGUGGUAAUUUUGAGCAUAAGGCGAAGUUUAUUUAUUCCCUUAUAUUUUAUGCUUCUGUAAUGAUAUGCCUCGUGGGGCACAUAAACAAAAAUAGUCUUUUAAGGAACA